Molecule: messenger RNA, 3291 nt
Organism: Cryptotermes secundus
Lineage: Eukaryota; Metazoa; Arthropoda; Insecta; Blattodea; Kalotermitidae
Gene: jing
Product: zinc finger protein jing
Exons: 8
Coding region: 10-2472 (820 amino acids)
Biological process (GO): regulation of transcription by RNA polymerase II
Cellular component (GO): ESC/E(Z) complex
Source: RefSeq, a predicted model, not a curated record
CCAAACAAGAUGGCAGACGGUGUGUGUGCAGUAGGGACGACUGAUAGUGUUAAGGAUUCUGUGGUGAAGCAGAGUGUGGAUUUGCUCAGUAUUUCACACAAGGAUUGUUUAAAUUCCAAUACAUUGAAAUCUUCGUUUUAUAUUCACGGUGACAGUGGAGAGUUGUGUUCGCGUUUUGAAAUCGAUGGCGUGGUGGAACUGGGUGUGCGCGCUUCUGCUAUGCUUUGUGGUGCUAGCUCCGAGUUUUGUCCAAAUAAUGGAGAUAACUGCAGAAAAAAGCGAUGUACCGACAGAUAUGAUAGUUCGGAAAGCUCAGACAGCGGCGUAGCGACGCUCAGCUGCACUGACUGCUCGACGUCGUCUAGUGGCACUAGCGACAUCACAGACCCAGGGUCGCCCUACAGCACCGCGUCCACCCACUCCUCGGCCUCUGAGGGCAGCGACGACUGCUCCCCCCGUAAGAAUGUCGCCACCACCGCGACGCUCGCUCUGCCGGCUCCCCCGUACUGCGGGAUCGUGACACCUCCAGUGCAAAGCCGUCACUGGGCGACGUCCGCUCCCUCUUGCAAGACGGUCUCCGCUAUGGCGCCCAACACACAGGAACCCUGCUGGCCAUGGGGCGGAAAGGAGCGCGACAAAGGACCGCCGCCACCGCCACCACCACUUGCCGUCACUGCCACCCCGCUAACAUCGGUCACUGCCAAUGUCAUUGCCAAUCUGCCCCUCAAGUCGAAACGUCAAACUGCCAUUACAAGCCACAAGACUGCCUCUGCUUCCACUGCAGCAACCAAGAGACUAAAGGUGGAACAUCCGAGCAGCAAUAAUAAUAGUGUUAAAGUUACUAGUCAUUGUGCCACCAAGAGCAAGUGUUGUAGUGCUGACAAUAAGGGUCAUGAGGGCGAGGCGCCCCCACCAGCCAAACUGCCACAGCAAGGGAAGAUAACGGAGUACUUCAAAGCACAGGUAAAGCCACUCAAUGGAGUUAAGAAAGAGCUGGCUGUGAAAUCUGGUUCUGGCUUGCAGCAGGUGAGAAAGGAACCCAAGAUUUGUGAAACCAGUGCUGGCCUCAACAAGUAUUUUCCAAGUUUGCUCUCGGGUACAAAGUCAGUAGGAGCUAAAUCACCCACGAGGAAUGUAUUACUGUCCAAAGGGAGUGACGUUAAAAGAGAUGCCAUUUCUGGUGGAGGCACUUCUCCAUCAUGGGUGAUAUCUUCUGUUGAUGGCAAGCCUUCGAAGGUGUUGCAGAAGGUUGCAGCAGAUAAAAAGACUGGACCAGUGGUGGCAGUAGCUUCAGCACGAAAGGUUUCUUCAUCUGCUGUCUCAAAGUUCCUGGAGGUAAAGCGGAAUGGUCUCAAUAUUCCGACAUCAUCUCAGAAGUUGAAUGCACUGCUGUCGCCAUAUACCACCCAAAAAUCACCAUCCUUCUCCACCUUUGCGGAAAGUGCCCAAAAACCUGGGUUGACAACCUCUGCAGGUGGCACCCCUAAAGUUGUUUCAUCUGAAACAGUGUUUAAGAGUGGGAAGGAAGCCAUUCCAAAACCAAAGACUAUCGUGUCUGAGACAGAAUGCGUGGCUUCCCCACUGUGUGAUGAGCCUACUCCAAUCCUGUCAGUGCCAACCACCAUCAGGUUCCCUGCCAUUGCUAGUGACAGCAGCAGCAGUAGUAGCAGUGUGGUACCUCCUAAACCUAGCAGCUCACAGGUGGAAUCACCUGACACCAUUGUCUGCCGCUGGUCAGAGUGUCAGACGCACUUCGACUCCAGCACCGGUCUGUUGGAGCACCUGCAGGCAAAGCACGUGAACCCGCAGGUGUCGUGUGAGAAUUAUGUGUGCCUAUGGGUGGGCUGCAAGGUGUAUGCCCGUACAUCGUGUUCCCGUUCAUGGCUGGAGAGACAUGUACUGAGUCACGGUGGGAACAAGCCAUUUCGUUGCAUUGUGGAUGGAUGUGGUCAGCGGUUCAGCUCCCAGACAACGUUGGAACGCCAUGUGAACAGCCACUUCAGCCAAAGUGAGGCUGGUAAUGGGAACACUGGAGCACGUCGUAGCUUGGAGAGUGCCUCCAGUAAGCUGUUCCGUCGGAAUGGGAAGAAGCUGCGGUACCGCCGGCAACCAUGGUCAGCGCGCAUGUUCGACUAUUUUGAUGCAGGGAUCAUGGAAGGACUGCAGCAUCGCCUGGUGAACAUGACCGAAGUGCAGACGCAAGGCAGUGUCGCAGCUGCAGCUGGCAACACUGUUUCCCUUCACAGUAAGGUGAUGGCACGGCGGGUGGAGCCAGAUGGACAGAUGCAAGUCUUGCUGCACUGGUACCCCGAAGACAUUCUGCCAGACGAGUGGGUGACAGAGAUGGAAGCUCAGAGCAGCCGCUGCGUGCCAAUCCCAAGCCUUUCUCCUGCUGCCAUGACAACACUCCAGACUGCCCUGUUUGUGCCAGGGAGAAACAAGCAGCGUCGGAAACCCACAAAGUCCACGUGAUGACUGGACUCUGACUAGCAGGGUGUAUGUCUCAGAGUUUUGCCCCGAUGAGCAGCAGAAGAUCAUGGAUGCACAUACCAAAGUGAACUGGACAGAUAUUUCCAAGAAAGAUGUGGAACUCAGUAUUUAAAUUCCCUCUCCUACUUCUGAAACGUUUUUAAGCUAGGCUUAGGGUGUAGGAUGAGGUAUUGAGUGUUAGUUUGUGUAUAGGUCCGGCUAUGCUGAGUAGAAUAACAUGGUGAAGGAAUCUGAUUUUCCUCCAAAGCAAUCAGCCCCAGACCACACUGCCAAAUCUUGUGCGCAAGUGUAUAUAUCAGUAGAGAGAGUAAAAGUUUUUUUUAACAUUUCUUUCUUUGGCCAGAGUGUGUGCGUGUGUGUCAUAGUUUCUUCCUAAACCACACACUAUGCGCACACAUUUUGUGCUCAUACUUCAUGUACAUAUGAUAUAGUUAUCUUCGGAGACAUUUCUUGAGUGUCAUACUUAAGUUGAGGGAAACAGUAUAAAGCCUCUUUUUUAACCUCAUAACUAAUUAUUUAUGACAAGGAGAAUAUAACAGUGUCAGGUUUCAAGGUGCAAAACAGCCAAAAAUAGUAGACACAUGUAACGAUCACUGCCAUUCUGAACUGCCACUGUCUGUGUGUUUGUCAUUCAGUUGUUCAUGUUCGUUUGUUCAUUUGUUUGUUUGUGGGGACACCAGGCACACUUAGCAUAGUUGGAAGGGAAUAUGUCUUGCUUUUCCUUCCUCUUGUUUAUGUUUUGUCUCUUUACUGCACUAGUGCCAUAAUUUAUUAAAGUUAGUGGUGUGCAUAGGAAAAUCA